AUGACAGGGAAAUCGCAAUGGACACAUCUACGGUGUUGCAAGAUACCAAAGAGCAUUAGCAGCUGCAGUCUCAGAGAUGUGGUACUCUGUGAACCUGUUUCAAUCCUGCGCCGAGGCAGAAGGAAGACUAGACUGCUGGCAUCUAUGGGACUGCAGUUGAGAGACAUCCAGGUGUUGUUUCUGGUACUGAUGGUUGUGGCUGAACCGUUUCUUUCCUGUGCUGCUGCUGCUGGUGGCGUGGUCCCCCGAACGAGAAUGGCCACGCCUGCAGCCGACGACGAUUCCUUGGUGACACUCACGAACUGCUUUCCCAGCGUUAUACUCGGUGGUUUGCUCAACACCUACACCUGCGAAGUUAACAAUGCCCAAACACUGAUUGGCUUGGAGCUCUCCGCCUCGUACUACCAUAAAGCAGACCUCAUUACUGGCUGGCCGGCGACUCUUGGUGCGGAAACCAAAAAAAUUACAUUCGUUCCUGAUGGUGGCCCAUCUUCAGGACGUUGGGAAGUGGUCAUUACUGGGCGUCCUGACAUUUCAAGCACCAUCACUCCUCGGACGACCAAUAAGAGCAUGGACUUCAUGAUGAUUACUGCGACUCGUGCGAAUUUUGCUUUACUCCAUCCAUAUUACGGUAUGGGUGUAUCGUGGGCACCUAAUCUCCCGAGUGGCACCACGGCUUCCGACUACAUGCUGGUCCGCUCUUUCAAUG
Trypanosoma grayi is the source of this 709-nucleotide messenger RNA. RefSeq lists its product as hypothetical. The transcript has a single exon. NCBI's taxonomy places the organism in Eukaryota, Euglenozoa, Kinetoplastea, Trypanosomatida, Trypanosomatidae. The annotation marks the transcript as partial. The record is from RefSeq and is a predicted model, not a curated record.